UCAAACCCACGCGCCUCCCGUUAUAACCCGCAUUUUCAACAAGAUUUACGAAGUCAAAUCGUGAUUAUAUUGAAAAAGUUCACGCGUAUUAAUUCAUAUAAUUUUGGAAAUGUUUAUAGAGAGGUAUUAACAUUUAAACUGUUUGAUAUAUCAUUGAUAUACAGUGAUGAAUUGCCCCUGGAUGGAGGUUGAACAGAAAUUAAUUACAGCGGUGUUAAAGGGCACUGAUACAGUCAAAUAGUACACGCGCUUUGAAUAUUGCAAUUUGAAUCACGAUGUAUACAUAAAAAGUGCUAAAUAAAGUGUUUAUUCAUAUAAAAACGGAUUGGCCGAUCAACUUGGUUUUUUUAUUUGAUUAACUACAGAGCUGGCAUGCCAAAAUGGCGACGACGUUUGCGAUAACCGGCAUUCACAGGUCAAGCUUGAAACAUUACCGUCCAAGUUAUAUUAGUGACCUGCCGCCCAUUUACGAGGACGCCGUGCAACGUCAACGAAUUCCUGCCAGCGUUCCAGUGCCCGACAAUGACGACUAUGUAUACGUGCCAAGUUACAUGCCAAAUGGCAGAUAUUACAAGCAGCAUGACAGACGCGUGAAUUCCGUGCACGAUUAUGAAGAGAUUGACGCAGAGACUCUGUCACGUGUCAACGCUAUGCCACCUGGUUCCAUUACAAAGACUGAAAAAACGUCCAUGCUCAACGGUAUAAUGAGUAAUAGGUUUCAGUUAAAAAAUACAAUUCUAAACAACAACGUAGAAAAUGGCUGUGAUAGUGCAACUGUAUGGCACACCGAUGAACUUGCUAAAAACGGAGAGCAAAAAUCUCAACUACGGAGGAAAAGUACAGUAUAUCAGGGACAUUCGUUAACAAAUGGUGAGAACAUAACUAUCAAAACUAACGCCGAGACCACGGCAGAACUGAAUCCGAACAAAGACUCAAGUUGGCAGUGGCCAAAAUUUAAACCCGAUACUUUCAUAGAUCCACAUUUUUGGUGUCCAGCCGAGAAAAAGCUUCAGAAGCGAUGUUUUGCUGUGUGCUUUGUAUUACUAUUAAUGAUUAUUGCUAUCUUUGUGAUUGUCUCCCUUGAUGGCUGGUUUUAUAAAGCACGUGGCACGGGUAUGCUACCGGGCAAGGAAACACCAAUUCUUUUCGGCUCUUCACCGCCGAUAUUCACCUCCGAUAACAUGACAGACAUCCGUCAAGAUCAUUCUAAUUUAACCGCAAUCUAAUUGUAUAAUUG
Molecule: messenger RNA, 1237 nt
Organism: Ruditapes philippinarum (Manila clam)
Lineage: Eukaryota; Metazoa; Mollusca; Bivalvia; Venerida; Veneridae
Exons: 4
Coding region: 381-1226 (281 amino acids)
Source: RefSeq, a predicted model, not a curated record